Zea mays is the source of this 309-nucleotide messenger RNA. RefSeq names its product probable isoaspartyl peptidase/L-asparaginase 2. The transcript has a single exon. The record is from RefSeq and is a predicted model, not a curated record. Lineage: Eukaryota; Viridiplantae; Streptophyta; Magnoliopsida; Poales; Poaceae. Bases 1 to 309 code for a protein of 102 amino acids.
AUGGGGAUGGACAAGUGUUGCGCUAACAACGUGGACAACAACAACGUACACAAGGCGGACAUGGUGAUGAAUGGGUUGCACAUCAGUGUGUACGCAUCAGAGACGUUGGGGUGGUGCGGCGGCCAUGUCCACAGACGGUUGAUGAGCAAGAUGCUCGGGCGCAUUGGGGAUUCACCGCCGAUCAAGUUCGGCACAUAUAGAUGCGACGCAUGCGCCGUGUCGUGCACGCUCAAGUGGGACAUGGCCACUUUCAUGGAGUACAAGGGCCUACCCCUGCAGCAGGCCGUCGACUACUAUGUCAGGGCAUGA